UGGCACUGGCCGGAAGCACGAAGAUGGCGUACCAGAGCCUUCAGCAGGAGUACCUGCAGAUCCCGCUUGUCACCCGGGCUUACACCACCGCCUGCGUGCUCACCACCGCCGCCGUGCAAUUAGAAAUAAUCACACCAUUCCAGUUGUACUUCAAUCCCGAGUUAAUAUUUAAGCACUAUCAAGUUUGGCGAUUAAUUACAAAUUUCCUGUUUUUUGGUACAGUGGGAUUUAAUUUUUUGUUUAAUAUGAUCUUUUUAUACCGGUAUUGUCGAAUGCUGGAAGAAGGAUCGUUCAGGGGUCGCACUGCAGAUUUUGUCUUUAUGUUCCUUUUCGAUGGAUUUUUGAUGACUGUUUUUGGCCUGUUUGUCAAUCUGGUGUUCCUGGGCCAAGCCUUCACCAUUAUGUUAGUGUAUAUUUGGAGCAGGAGGAAUCCUUAUGUGAGGUUGAACUUUUUUGGGCUCCUUAAUUUUCAGGCUCCUUUUCUGCCCUGGGUACUAAUGGGCUUCUCAUUAUUACUUGGAAAUUCAAUCAUAGUGGAUUUGCUAGAGACUUUACCUCAGAGGCACUCAUUGGUUAUGAAGUGCUUUGGACGUCCUGAGGACAUGAAGGGCACUGCAUUAAUGAAUUGCUGUGGGCCACAUAUAUUAUUUUUUGGAAGAUGUAUUUCCAAAUCAAUCUGGAGGAGGACGGCUGCUCAGGACUCCAAGCAUUUUGAAAGCUAUUUUUGAUAUUCCUGAAGAGGAUCCCAACUACAACCCACUGCCUGAGGACCGGCCUGGGGGCUUCAACUGGGGCGAGGGACACUGACUUGGAGGCAAGCCAUGAACUGCCAGCCGCACACUCUCUUUACAACCUCGGAGGACAUACCUGUUCUCUUUUGCCUCUGACUGCUUGCCAUCACCGUGGUUCAUUUCCAAAUAUACAACUUUGCAGAUUGCCAAUGACCAUCUAUCAGCACCUCCUGUGUGAUGGAUACCUGCCUUUUUCAAAGGUGUAUUACAAUUGGCCAUCAGUGCCUAUGCCUAUUAUACUGGAAUAGCUGAUACUUUCAAUGAGGUCUGCGCCAUGGAACUGGACAUCUGAGAUUCUCAUGAAUUGUUCUGCAGAAGAUCAAAUAUCUGAGGUUACAGUCAAAUGUGUGGCCAUAAUUUUUAUAUAAUUUUUUUAUCAACAGCCUCUGACUGGUGUCAGACCUGGCUACUGUAAGUAUUCUUUGGCAAUGAAAUCGGAAUUCAACCAUCAAACUCACUGAUUCUUGACAUUAAAUUACUGAAUAAAAAGCCAACUGAUGGAGCAUUUGGUCUGUAUUAACACAGUACUACAUUGUUUUUCCAUAGAACAAGUACAAUCCACAUCAGCAAUCUUUCAAUUGGUGUAUUUUGUCAAACUGAACUACCUGCAGCAUAAUCCUGCAUUUAUGAUUCAGAUGAAAUUAGAUUAUUAGCAAUGUUAAACAGACUAAUCCAUUACUGGCAUCAGAUGACUUUUAACGUAACUAAGUAUACUUAGAGCUAUUUUAGAUGAUUACCCAGUGGUGGUCUGAGUUUAUCAUGUGUAGUUAUUUUGUCAGUUUUCGCUCAGUUGGCAGAUCUUCUGUCUGAGAGAGAUUGAUGUGGGUUCAAACCCCACACCAGAGAUCGGAUGAUCUUCAAAGCAAUAUUAAGAGAGAAUCAUGCAGUGGAAACUGCCAUUUCUCAAUUGAGACAUUAAACUGUUUGUUCUUUCAAGUCAAUAUGUAAGAUGGCAAGGUAAUAUUUCAAAGACGUGCAGAGGCUUUUCCUGGAAGUAGGUUAUUCCCUAGUGGGCUUCACUAAGUGGAUUUUCUGAUCAUUUAUCACCCUGCUGUUUGUGAGACAUUCUUGUGUUCUAGUUUCCGCAUAAAAUGCUUUCAGUGCCCUAUUUUUGUUAACUUACCCAUGGUUGGAUCAAGAUAGAAUAUAUUUCCUUGUUAUAUGUCAGAUAAGGUGGAUGGAUUCACACUGUAUAUGAACUGUGCUGGUUAGUGUGAAGUGUGUAAAUUGGAAGGCAAUAUGUAUUUUUAAACAUCUUCCAUUAAUUUAUUCUACAUUAUUUUGCAACAUACAGAUGUAAAGGUACAUCUCAACAACCUUUACAAAUACGCUGCUUCAGUUAACCCCCAUUCAGGUCAUAGCUCUGCGUUCACAAUUUCCGUCACAGCUGACGAGUCCCAUAUUUGAGGUUCCCAACCUCCUUGUUUAAGAGGUGGGAGUUUCCCAGAUCCUGGCAAACAGAAAAGGAAAUGGCAUAAGCUGCAGGAUGGUGAUGGCAGAGGAACUGUUAUAUGACUGGAAUCUUGAAAUAGCACAGAGAGACUGGUAGAGCGGAGACUAUGUAUUCUGAGUGUUAGUUUGCUGCUGGACAGCAGAUAGAUCAACCUCUGGUAGUAGAGCACAGGUGAAAUCAUGCUGGGAAAGAGAGAUGGAGGUUGGGGAAAAAAUCUUUCCACCAAUAUUUCACUGAGCUUAGAGGUCGCACUCAUGUCCGAGUUUGAGGUUCUGCUUCAGAAAUUUGAAAUCACAGCAUGGGCUGCCUGUGAUGCAGUAACUAGGGUCUACAGGCUAUCAAGGUUGCUCAUCCUGUUUGCUCUCUUAGCUGGACAUAAGUCCUAUGUCACUAUUUGAAAGAUGAGUGAAAAUGUUCCCAGUAUCUAGUCAAUAUUUGUAGCUUUGGAAACAUCAAGAGCUUGUGUAAGCCUGUGCACAGACUGACUGCCACAUUUUCUACCUGCUUCUUGGCUGCUGGCAGGUUCUGAGGCUGUGGAAGGACACUUUAUAUAAUGCAAGAUCUUUUAUGUGUCUAACCCUCUACUCUCUGACUAGAUGAGUAAAUUCAGUUCUGAAGUUAUGCAAUGCAGCCCCCACAGCCACUGAGGAGGCUGAACCAUGUGUUACUUUCGUGUUACCAGUAUUUAUUGUCAUGGGUACUGGUUAAUUUCCUAAAUUCCCAAUGAAAAGUCAAUUAAUUCAUUAUCAGGUGAGCUUGGUAAACCUGAGGCAGCAUUCAGUCUGACUCGGGGAGAGCUCAGCAAUCCCAGCUGGCAGGAGUACAGGUUGCCAGUCACUCGUGGACCUCAGUUGUGCCUGAUAGAUUUGGAUUGUAAUCCUAAUUUGAUGUAACCAGUGAGUUAACAUCUAAUCAGAUAGUCUUAUCCAGAGUUUCUCUCUCCCCACCACACAAACUUUAUAAUUGUAAAACCCUUCAUGGCUCUUGGGUUUCAGUUUCACCAUUCAUUGAGCAGAGGGGCACAGGUUAGACCCCCUGCCACUGCUUUGCUGUCUGAUUUCGGCACCCAGCCCUGUCUGAGCCAUGGUUUGAUGCAUCUGAUGGAACUAGACCAGGCUUAGCUGGUCAGUACCAAUCAGCUGCAUGAUUAAUGGCCUCCAUGAUAUUGCACAGUGCCCCAUAACCAAUGCCUUUGUACCUCUUUGUUUUGUUCCUGGCUACCUCAUGAAGCUGAAGGAGGGUACUGUCUGUGUCCCUGAGACUCGUCCUGGCAGCCCGUGCCACCAAACCUCAUCAUCAUGUGCUUGGGUACCUUUGGAGGUAAUUGGCAAGGUGUGGGUAUCACUGUGGAUCUGGAACCAUUCUUCAGACCUGUUGCCCGGCACCAAUGGGCCUGACCCAUAGAUCAGUAUAAAAGAUUGAAUCCUUUUAACCAAUUUACCAUUUUACAAAAUCUAUAUCUGGCAAAAGUAUUCAGAUAUUUUUAAUCAUAAAAUGUGAUUUCCCACAACAAUUGUAUUGUGAAGCCAUCAGGUGUAAUUCUGCUUCCAUUUGCAGCAUGUUGACUGAUUAUUUAUAGAAACCUACACUCUGUAACGUUUCGCAUUCAACCUUUUUGUGAUGUUUAACAACAGUUUCAUAUUUUUAUUCUGAUACUCAUCAAUUUAUGGAAAACCUUGUGAUAGAAAUUAAAUCAUUUUUGUUCAUCUUUC
Molecule: messenger RNA, 3956 nt
Organism: Amblyraja radiata (thorny skate)
Lineage: Eukaryota; Metazoa; Chordata; Chondrichthyes; Rajiformes; Rajidae
Gene: derl2
Product: derlin 2
Exons: 8
Coding region: 24-728 (234 amino acids)
Source: RefSeq, a predicted model, not a curated record